GAGAGGGUCGCGAGCAGCGACGCGCUCUUCUCUGGAUUGUACUUGAACGGGAGUUUGCGGUUUGGCAGGUUUAUAUACAUCAAAACAGAACAAAGAGACAGUCCUAUAAAAGAAGAGACGGGGAGAAAAGAAUAAAGCGAGGGGAGAAAUCUCUGCGACUGAAUUACAAAAGAAGCUGAGGACGCUCCGCUCAUGUUUUCCACAUCCAAAGAGGACGUAUAAACCGGGACUUUGUGGACAAUUUGGGAGGCUUUUUGUUGUUUUGUGACCAGCAGAAGUUUGUUUGGGACGCCGCUUCUCCUUCUCCUCUAUCUGAUUUUUUUUUCUUCUUCUGUACAUUUUGAAUUUUAAUGUCCACAUCCUCGGCGCACAACUUCCAAAAGCGGACUCCACUUUUUUUUUCUUUUUUUUUUCUUUCUGAAAGGGCUUUUUGAAAGCUGGAGUUUUAUUCGUCCAUGUCCAGGCGCAACUGUCUCGGCUAGAAUGUUGUAAAUACACGCGGAUUUGAUGGUAAACUGCCCAUACUUUGAAAGUUUGAAUAAUUCAUGAGACACAUUUUGCCUGCUCCAAAGAAGUGACUGUAAAAGAGGGAGGGGGGUUAUCCACGAACAUAUUCAUAAGGGUUGACGGAAUGGCCACCGCCGCUUCCAAUCCUUAUCUGGCCAGCAAUAGCAUCUUAUCGUCCGGAUCCAUCGUGCACUCCGACUCCGGCGGGGGGGGCAUGCAGCCGGGCAGCGCUGCGGUUACCUCCGGCUCCGGGGGCUACCGGGGGGACCCCUCGGUCAAGAUGGUGCAGAGUGACUUUAUGCAAGGCGCCAUGGCAGCCAGCAACGGGGGCCACAUGCUGAGCCAUGCGCACCAGUGGGUGACGGCCCUGCCGCACGCGGCGGCGGCGGCCGCGGCGGCCGCGGUGGCCGCCGCCGAGGCCGGCUCCCCCUGGGCGUCCAGCCCCGUCGGGAUGACGGGCAGCCCGCAGCAGCAGGACGGGAAGAACCCCGCCAGAGACGAUCUGCACACGGGCACCGCGCUGCACCACCGGCCGCCGCACCUGCCCCCCCAUCACAGCCACGCCGGGGCGUGGGGGGGCGGCACGGCGGCGCACAUCAACUCCAUCUCCGGGGGGCAGCAGCAGCAGCAGCAGCUGCUCUACUCCCAGCCCACCGGGGGCUUCACUGUGAACGGGAUGCUGAGCCCGGGCAGCCAGAGCCUGGUGCACCCGGGCCUGGUGAGGGGGGACACCCCGGACCUGGACCACGGCAGCCACCACCACCACCACCACCACCAGCACCCGCACCACCAGCACCACGGCGGCGGACACGACCCGCACUCGGACGACGACACCCCCACCUCGGACGACCUGGAGCAGUUCGCCAAGCAGUUCAAGCAGCGGCGGAUCAAGCUGGGCUUUACGCAGGCGGACGUGGGGCUGGCGCUGGGCACGCUGUACGGCAACGUGUUCUCCCAGACCACCAUCUGCAGGUUCGAGGCUCUGCAGCUCAGCUUCAAGAACAUGUGCAAGCUGAAGCCUCUGCUGAACAAGUGGCUGGAGGAGGCCGACUCCACCACGGGCAGCCCCACCAGCAUCGACAAGAUCGCGGCGCAGGGGAGGAAGCGAAAGAAGCGCACGUCCAUCGAGGUGAGCGUCAAGGGGGCUCUGGAGAGCCACUUCCUCAAAUGUCCCAAACCGUCGGCGCAGGAGAUCAGCAGCCUGGCGGACAACUUACAGCUGGAGAAAGAGGUGGUUAGAGUUUGGUUUUGCAAUAGGAGACAAAAGGAAAAGCGGAUGACGCCUCCAGGAGUGGCGCAGACGCCGGAGGAUGUGUACUCUCAGGUCGGCAAUGGGCAUUUUUUAGUAGAUUACUUAAAAGAUGCAAGUGAAGCGAGCGACCAGAGGGUGACAACCACAAGUUCAUUCCACCAGGUAAUUUUGGCGCAUUGAGACACACCAAGAGGAACUAUUGUUAUGAUUAUUUUUUUUCUCUUCCCCCCAUUUCCUCCAAAAAAAAUUACACCCCCUUCAUUAUCCUAUGUUUGAUUGAAGAAACAAAGGAGCAGACAUUUUGUAUAUUGAAAAACGGGACCGAGACGCCCCUCUUUUUCUUCUUUUUUGUUUGUUUCCUCCAACAAUAAAAGAACUGCAACCAUAUGAAGAAAUGUGACAUCCACGACGCUUCCAUCAACUCUUAUUUUCCCUUUUUCUGUGACGGACUGACACACAAACACACACAUGGGAUUUUUCAGAAAGGACCAGGACUCUCCUCCUGAUCUCAAAGAUCACCAACGUGUUUUUUUGUUUUAAUUAUUAUUACCAUCAUGACGCUCCUAAUUUAACGGACUCCAAGUGGAUUUUUUUUUUCCUGUCCUCGUUGUUUAUUUCCAACAAACAGAGCAAAAGACAUUUGAAAAGACUCGAGCUGCACUUAUUUGAGAGAAAAGAAAAAUCUGAAAAAAAUCUGUUGCCAAGUAUGAGUGAGUGGGUGCUGUGGAUUAAUGCUGCCCUUUGUAAGCAGUGUUCUUUGGUAGGUUUUAAUAAACACACGGAAAAAAAGAAAAAAAAAACUCUGUAAAGCCGGCAAUAUAGAUCACUAGAUCAGAUACUGAUCUGACUUAUUUACUUUAUAUUUUUCAUCAGAAUGACUUGUUUUAAUAUUUUAUUCGGAAUACAUAUGAAUUAUUCCCAAACGGUAAUUUAUUUCCCCCUUCCUUCCAGGGACUUGUGUAAGAAGCUUUCCCCUCAUUUUUUUUCUCUCUCUCGUUUUAGUUCAUUUCUUCAGCUUAUGUUUCAUUUUGUAUUCUUAAAAGGAGCACAAAUCACCACGAGCUGACCGUUGUUAGGUAAUAAGGGUAUAUUUUGAUGUGAUCAUUUGAUUGUAAUUUAAUUUCAGUAGUGGUUCCGUACGAGCUGAUUGAGACACAAUAAAUUUGUUAGAAUGAA
Molecule: messenger RNA, 2935 nt
Organism: Cololabis saira (Pacific saury)
Lineage: Eukaryota; Metazoa; Chordata; Actinopteri; Beloniformes; Belonidae
Gene: pou3f3b
Product: POU class 3 homeobox 3b
Exons: 2
Coding region: 632-1939 (435 amino acids)
Biological process (GO): brain development; regulation of transcription by RNA polymerase II
Cellular component (GO): nucleus
Molecular function (GO): RNA polymerase II cis-regulatory region sequence-specific DNA binding; DNA-binding transcription factor activity, RNA polymerase II-specific
Source: RefSeq, a predicted model, not a curated record